This is a messenger RNA of Ricinus communis (castor bean), 4354 nucleotides long. RefSeq lists its product as uncharacterized. Gene Ontology annotation, cellular component: fibrillar center. The record is from RefSeq and is a predicted model, not a curated record. The transcript has 3 exons. Lineage: Eukaryota; Viridiplantae; Streptophyta; Magnoliopsida; Malpighiales; Euphorbiaceae. Bases 99 to 2837 code for a protein of 912 amino acids. Gene Ontology annotation, molecular function: RNA polymerase I core promoter sequence-specific DNA binding. Gene Ontology annotation, biological process: transcription by RNA polymerase I.
GAAGACUUAGAACUUGUUGAUCUUUGAAAGCCAAACGUGGUCCUAUUAGCAUAUGAUUUUGCUUUUAGUAAUUUGGAUAUCUGCAAGUUGUUCAUAAGAUGGACUUAUCAGAAGAAUGGAAAUCGCUGUUCCCAAUUGGAAGUGUCUUUGAUGCACCUUUACUUCUCUCAAGUCCCACAUCAAAAUCCAUUCUUGGUCCUCUUUUCUUUAACCCAAAUCGUAAGACUUUAACUCAACUCUAUAAAUCUCCCUCUCUAUUUCCUCCACUUCUGAAUCCGCCUCCAAGGCUUUCUUUAUCAAGAUUUCUUACUACUUCCACGACAUUUGACUCUCCUAUCCCUCUUUCCACUGCCUCCUCCAUCACUUCCCGCUUGGGUUCCCAAUUCCAUGACAAUUCUGCUUCUUUGCUAGCCCAUAACCAACUUCAAUUUCUAAACUGCCCACAUGAUAAUUCCGUUAUUGUGUUUUUUUCUACUGGCUGUAAUCACGAUCAAGUUGGGUUUUUGUUACUUUCUGUGAAUGAUAAGCGUUUGUGUGCUGUUGGGGAUUCUAGAGGUGGUGUUUUUGUUGCUAACAAGUGUUUGAAUCAAAGGAUUGUGAAGAUUUUGGUGAACCCAGUUGUGGAUUCUGGCUAUUUUGAAGGUAAUGCUUCUUCUAAGAUUGUUGGGUAUUUGUUGGUUUAUACCUUGUUUUCUGUGCAUUGGUUCUGUGUUAAAAUUGGUGAAAUUAAUGAAAGGCCUAUUCUGGGCCAUGUUGGUUGCAAGACUUUUAAGAGUUGCUCAAUUGUGGAUGCUUGUUGGAGUCCACAUUUGAUAGAGGAGAGUGUGGUUUUGUUGGAGAAUGGUGGAUUAUUUUUGUUUGAUUUGAACUCUGAUAGUUCUAAUGCAUAUUUUAGAGGAACCAAGUUGAAAGUCUUGUGGGAUGAUCUGGGUAAGUCUAAGAAUUUUAAAUGGUUGGGAUGUCAGUUCAGUUGGCAUCCCAGGAUUCUGAUUGUUGCAUCUUCCGAUGCAGUUUUCUUGGUUGAUUGGAGGUAUGAUGAGUUUAAAGUGACGUGUUUAGCAAAUAUUGAUAUGUUUGGUGUGUAUGCUCCAGUUGAAAAUGAACGGUUCCUGACUUUUUCCAUGGCAGUUUCUGAUCAUUUUCAAUUUGUUUUGGCCUCUGAGAACAUGUUAGCUCUAUGUGAUGUGCGCAAGCCAUUAAUGCCAGUGUUGCAAUGGGCUCACGCUCUUGAUAGGCCAUGUUAUAUUGAUGUGUUUAGAUUGUCUGAAUUGAGGUCAAACUCAAGGAACAGUAUACAUGAAUGGGCAACUACCUCUGGUUUUGGCAUUAUACUGGGGUCAUUUUGGAAUUGUGAGUUUAGUCUCUUCUGUUAUGGACCACCCCUUCCUGGUCAACAAGGGUCAAUUGCAUCAGAAAUUUCAAAAAUCUCCAAAUCUGCUUAUGCAUGGGAGCUCCCAUCUGAUCUCUUGCUGUCAGGUGAGGAGUGCCAAUGCGGAAGUUGUCUUGUAAAAGAAGAGUUUUUGAAGGAUGCACUUCCUGAUUGGAUUGAUUGGCAGCAGAAGAAAGACAUAGUUUUGGGCUUUGGGAUUUUAAGCAAAGAUCUCUCAUCCUUGCUCUUUGAGUCAGAUGAAUUUGGUGGAUUUACUUUGAUAAGAUUGAUGUCCUCAGGCAAGCUUGAGUCACAGAGAUACCAUGCAUCAUGGGAUUUGGUUAGAAAGUCAGAACAAGCUCACAGAGAUCCAUUGUUGUGUUCUGAAGACAACUUGCUUUUCUCCUUGGGUGAGGAGGAAUACAAGUUCCCAAGAAAAUUUAAGUAUUUGAAACUGGAGUAUUUAUUUGCAUAUAUCAACGGUAAUCUUUCUCAAGUCUUGGAUUUAAAUCUGAUAAAGACUUGCAAGGGUCCUCGUGAAAAAGAAUCUUUUAGUAUGGACUUUCAUGAAAUACUAUGUGAGAAGUUAAAGAUGUGCGGGUUCAGUCAAUUUAGGACAUCCCCUGCAAUUAGUGUUGUUUUUAACAACAUCGACUUGCCAACAAGCAUACAUGAGGUUGCUUUAAGGAGCAUCUGGGCAAGCUUGCCAAUGGAAUUCUUGCAACUUGCCUUUUCCAGCUACUCUGAGUUUCUCGAAGUACUUUUGGACCAGAAGAAGGUUGCUUUAGAUUUUUUAGUUGUUCCAGACAUACCCCAGUUACCUCCAUUUUUCUUUAGGAAGCCUUCAAGCCGUAGCAAUAGGUGGUCACAUAAAGUACCACGCACUGAUGCCCUUGUUGGUCCAGUUCUUCCUCUUCCCAUUUUGAUGACACUUCACGAGUUACGUAAUGGCUGCCCAAAUUCAGAGGACGAAAUAGGUCUGUUUUCACCAGAGAUGGAACUGAGCAAUCGAUGUAAUGAAGUAAUGCAAGUGGCCAGAGAAAUGGCCAUGCCAGAUUCUACUGUUGAGCUUCAUGACGAUGAUGCUGUCUCUCUGGCUGAUGACAGAGAUGACAUCUGGGUUGAUUUGGACAAACCAAGGUCAUUAUGUUUAUAUCGUCCUGUUGGAGUUCAGUGCUCAACUGAUGACCACCAAGAGAGAAACUGUGUCCAUAAGAUAGAUAGAUUUGCUUUCAUGAUGGCGAAAGUGCAUGAAAAAGAGUCCACCCAUAAGAGGGGGGAAACUAUGGGACAAGAAUUCUUCAAUGACCUGUGCCCUAUUCACAUGAAAUUUGAUGUUGCUGCUAUGGACUGUACCUUACAAGAAAUGAAAGCUUAUAGUUUGUUGAAGAGGCAUUUCUCAAAAUGGCAAGAAGAAUUCAAACCAUUUCAGGGAUUUUGUAACCGAUUUCAAAAGCAAGGCACAUGAAUUUGUCUCCUGUUUUCUGGAAAUUCUUUACUAUGUCAUUCCUGUGUAAUGACUUUAAUUAGUGCUUGCUUACAAUUUUGUACCUUAGCAUACGUAUACACCUGAGAUAGAGGAUGGCAUGCAUUCCAUUUGGAAACUGAUGUUAGAGUUCCAUAGAUGUUACAGUGUUUGGUAAACAAGGUUACUGAGAAUAUUUAAUUAUCUGUGGAAGCUGAGAUGAGUAAAGCAUGGAUUCAUUGGUGCUUGGAAGACAAUGCAACCAGAAUGUGUUACUUAUGCAUUUACUAUGAUGCAAGUUGCAGUUACUUUCAACAUCCAGGUGACACCAGGUUCUUUGGGAUGAGAUGAAUCAUUUUGAUGCAAACUUGCAAUAUUGUUUCAGGUUUUGAGUCUUUGUGGUGUUAAUGAUCAGGAUUUUGAGUUGACAUGGAAGUAGCAAGGACUCUAGAGGAUUUAGUGGAAUCCCAUGAGAGGUUCCUCUAUUCAAUUUUAGAGAAAGUUCUUCUUGGUGAACAUUCCCAACCUCUUUCCAAGACACUCUUUUGCCUUGUUUAACCUUAUAUUAUGUUUCGGAAGUCGUGCAGUCAGUUAUAUGAAGGCGUUUAUGAAUAGCAAGCAAGGAGCAUUGCGAGCUCUUUACCUUUUCGAGACAAAGGCAGACAACUGAUUAUCUUCAGAAACUGGUUUAAGUAUUGGUGAUAACAGGAAGACCCUAACACAAUGUGCAAAGAAAUUUUAUGUUGGGGCAGGAACUGAAUGCCAUAUAAAAGGAUCGUUCAGCGCCGCUCUAAGGAUUCUUCAUCCCUAUUGCAUGUGCAGAACAUUUUGAGUUGAAACUCCUUCCUGCUUGACUUCACCAAGUUGUAGAGCUGGUUGCAUCCUAUAUGAAAAGGAGUGAGGAAAUAUGUUCAAGUUCAAACUAAAUUUGCAAUCCGAGUCAUCAAAAGACUGGUUCAGUUUGAUUAAUUGCUCACCGCCUUAUGACUCAACAAUUGUGUGGUUUACUGCUGACAUCUGGAUGACAUGUUGGUUUGUAUUUCAUUGGUUAGUUUUGGGUACAUGAAGAUUCUCAACUGCCCUUCAUUAGAUUCAUCAAUUUGCUUUAGUAUUUUGUCAGUCAUUGAUACCUGUCCUUUACUUUUUUAGAUGGUAUGCGCUCCUUGUUGAUAGCUUGCAUGGAAGUUCUCAUCCAUAGUGAAGGACAUUCUGAGCUUCAUGGUCGCUGCCACUACCAGCAUAGGAGAUAGCUUCAAAGAUGAGAGCAUUCACUUCCUGGAAUCUAGCCUCAGAGAGAGAAACCUCGGAAAGCAGCCUCCAAGCAUUCUCCUCUGAUGCCUCCUCAUAGUCCUCCUUCCUUUUCAGCACCAUAUGGCCACUAAUUUCCCACACAGCUGGGUUCACUUGGGUCUCAAGAAGUUCAGGACUCACUUCCCCAAGAGCUUGUUUCUCUGCAUAACACUGUUGACCCAUUUUGUUUAACAUUAAUAACAUAAAUAUAAAUCAAGCAUUUAAUGACA